AUGCACAAAUUUCUUCACCUCUUUUUUGUUGUUGUACCUCUUGGUAUCUCUUCUCAAACUGGUUUGUUUUUGCUACACAAAUCUGCCCAAUUUCCCUCCUUCGAGGGUUACUUCACAGAUAUGAAACGAUUACGAGAUGAUGUAUUUAGUAACUCUCAAAUUAAGCGACCUUUUGGUUCAUCUCGUGGAGAAUCAUACGGCCAACCCCAAAUCCCUGGAGGAGGGGGAGGAGGAGGAGGAGGAGGUGAAGCAGCAGGAGGGGUAGGUGGUGGAGGAGGUGCUAGUAGUGCCCAAAAGCUCACUACAAAUGAUGCUUUGACAUAUUUAAAAGAGGUUAAGGACAUGUUUCAAGAUCAAAGAGAAAAAUACGACAUGUUUCUUGAUGUUAUGAAAGACUUUAAAGCUCAAAGAAUUGAUACUACUGGAGUCAUAGCAAGAGUGAAAGAAUUGUUUAAAGGGCACAAUAAUCUUAUUUUUGGGUUCAACACUUUCUUGCCAAAAGGCUAUGAAAUUACAGUUAUUGAAGAUGAUGAGGCUCCACCAAAAAGAACCAUAGAGUUUGAGGAAGCUAUAAGCUUUGUAAACAAAAUAAAGAAACGUUUUCAAAAUGAUGAUCAUGUUUACAAGUCGUUUCUAGACAUCUUGAAUAUGUAUAGAAAGGAACACAAGGGUAUCAAUGAAGUCUACCAUGAGGUUGCCACACUUUUUGAUGAUCAUCCUGAUCUUCUUGAUGAAUUUACAAGAUUUCUACCUGAUGCUUCUGCUGCUGCAUCUGCACAUCAAGCUUCAUUUCUAAGGCAAUCUUACAACCGAUAUGAUGAAAGAAGCUCAGCUAUGGCUCCUUUAAGGCAUACACAAAUAGAUAAACAACGAGGGAGGAGAGAUAAGAUUAUUCCUCCACAUGGAGAGCGGGACCCAAGUGUUGAAGGUCAUGAAAUGGAAGAUGAUAAAACAAUGAUGAAACUUCACAAGGAGCAAAGAAAACGAUCUGAAAAAGAAAUCAGAGAUAGAAGAAAUCGUGAUCAAGAUUUUAAAGAGCCUGAUAUUGAUGCUAAUAGGGACAUGAAACAUCUUGAAAAAAGAAAAUCUGCACGAAAAGUUGAAGAUUUUGGAGUGAAUUCGGGUUUAGCUCCAUAUGAUGAUAAAGAUGCUCUUAAAAGUUUAUAUAGCCAAGAAUUUACUUUCUGUGAGAAAGUGAAGGAUAGAUUACGCAAUACAGAUGAUUAUCAAGCUUUCUUGAAGUGUCUACAUAUCUUUAGCACUGAAAUAAUUACAAGGAAAGAGUUACAGAGCUUGGUUUCAGAUUUACUCGGAAAGCACCCAGAUCUUAUGGAAGGAUUCAGUGCAUUUCUGGAACGUUGUGAAAAUAUAGAUGGAUUCCUUGCAGGUGUGAUGGAUAAAAAAGCUUUAUGGAAUGAAGGGCAUGUCUCAAAAUCAAGUAGGAUAGAGGAGAAAGAGAGAGAACAUAGACGUGAAGCUGAUGCUGCAAAAGAGGACAUGUAUAAAGAGAAAUAUUGGGGAAAAUCAAUUCAAGAACUUGAUCUUUCCAAUUGUCAAAGAUGCACACCUAGUUACAGACUUCUCCCUGAUGAUUAUCCAAUACCUUCAGUAAGCCAAAGAUCAGAGCUUGGAUCUCAAGUACUUAAUGAUCUUUGGGUAUCUGUAACUUCUGGAAGUGAAGAUUAUUCCUUCAAACACAUGCGUAGAAACCAGUAUGAAGAAAGCCUCUUCAGAUGUGAGGACGAUAGGUUUGAGCUGGAUAUGUUAUUGGAAUCUGUGAGUUCAACAUCUAAACGUGCAGAAGAUUUGUUGAACAACAUCAACAACAAGUCAAUCACUACAGAAGGACCCAUUCGUAUUGAAGAGCAUUUCACAGCUCUUGAUUUGAGGUGUAUUGAACGUUUAUAUGGUGAUCAUGGGCUUGAUGUGAUGGAUAUAUUGAGAAGAAAUCCAUCUCUUGCAUUACCUGUUAUAUUGACUCGAUUGAAACAAAAACAAGAAGAUUGGUCAAAGUGUAGGUCUGACUUUAACAAGGUGUGGGCUGAAAUAUAUGCAAAGAAUCAUUACAAAUCAUUAGAUCAUCGUAGCUUCUAUUUCAAGCAACAAGAUUCAAAGAAUCUCAGCACCAAAUCAUUGGUGGCUGAAAUCAAAGAAAUAAAGGAAAAAAGCCAGAAAGAUGAUGAUGUUGUAUUGAGUAUUGCGGCUGGAAGUCGUCACUACAUAGUUCCAAAUCUUGAAUAUGAAUUCAAAGACAAAGACAUUCACGAAGACUUAUUAAAACUCAUAAAAUAUUCAUGUGAAGAAAUCUGCACAUCAAAGGAACAAUUAAACAAAGUCUUAAGGCUAUGGACCAGUUUCUUGGAGCCAAUUUUAGAUGCUGAUUGUGAUAAUGGGGCUCAAACUACAUUACCUGAUCAAGAUUCAAACAAGAACAGUUUGGUCAAUGGAGAUGGUUUGACUUUGACCAAGGAAGAAGACUUAAAGACCAUGGUGAAUGGAGAUAAAGUGUCAAACUCUAAUGGAACAUGGGGUUUGGAUUCUGGUCCUGUAGAUUUAUCUGGGCGUGAAGCAAGUACUUCUAGACCUAAUAAUGUUAAUGAGGAUGCUCAUGAAUCCAAGUCUAAGAUUGACAAAAUUCCUUCAUCACAGCAUCGGGAUCUCAUAACAGCUGCAAACGGAGGAGGUUUGAAUGAAGCAGCUAAAAUUGAGAAAGAAGAGGGCGAAUUAUCUCCAAAUAAUGAUUUUGAUGAGGGCAAUUUCGUCAGAUAUGGAGAUAACAAUUCACACAGGGGUGGUGGUGGUGGUGGUGAUGACGAGGACAGUGUGAAUGUCUCUGAGGGCGGCGGUGAUGUCUCCGGCAGUGAGUCAGCCGCCGAUGAUUGUUCGCAGGAAGAUCAUGAAGAAGGUGAUGAUCUUGAUGGUGAUGGUGAUGGUGAUGGUAAGGCGGAGAGUGAAGGGGAGGCUGAGGGGGUGGAGGAGGAUGGUGGUGGUGGUGAUUUGACGAUUUUGCCCCCGUCUGAGCAAUUUUUGUCAACUGCAAAGCCAUUAGCAAAACGUGUUGCAGCUCCUUUAUGUGAUAAUGGUGAAAUAAAAGAUUUGCAUGUCUUUUAUGGGAAUGAUAGCUUUUAUGUCCUCUUUAGGCUUCAUCAAGUUUUAUAUGAAAGGCUUUUAUCAGCAAAACUGAAUUCAACAUCUGCUGAAACAAAGUGGAGAAGCUCCAACAAGGACACUUCCUCUCCAGAUCUCUACUCAAGAUUUAUGAGUGCUUUAUACAACUUGCUUGAUGGGUCAGCUGAUAAUGCAAAAUUUGAAGACGAUUGUCGUGCAAUUUUAGGGAAUCAAUCUUAUGUGUUAUUCACUUUGGAUAAAUUAAUUUAUAAACUUGUCAAACAGCUUCAAAGUGUUGCAGGUGAUGAAAUGGACAACAAACUUCUUCAAUUAUACGAAUAUGAAAAAUCAAGAAAACCAGAGAAAUUUAUUGAUUCUGUUUACUAUGAAAACGCACAUGUGCUUCUUCAUGAUGAAAACAUCUACAGAUUUCAAUGUUUGACCGGUCCCACGUCUCGUUUGACCGUUCAAUUGAUGGAUGAUGGAAAUGAAAAGCCUGAAGUGGUUGCUGUUUCUGUGGAUCCUCAUUUUGCUUCUUAUCUUUAUAAAGAUUUUCUUUCUGUUGCUCCUACAAAAAAACAAUCUGGCAUCUUAAUGAACAGAAAUAAAAGAAGAUUUCCGGAUGUGGAUGAAUCUUCGAGCAUAACGGUUGCCAUGGAAGGUGCUGAUGUGGUGAAUGGAUUGGAGUAUAAGAUGUCUUGUAGCUCAUCAAAGAUAUCAUAUGUGCUGGAUACAGAAGACUACUUUAGACUUCAGUCUCAGUUUGAUUCUCAAAUACAAAGAAAUUUAGGUGAGAGCAAAUGGGAGCGCUAUGUAAACAGAUGUUUGUGAAGAUUUUAUAUAUAAAAGAAAAGAAAAGAAAAGAUGUUGGGUUGGGGUUGUGUAAAUAUGGGGGAUGUGGUCAAUUUAAUCGAAUGUUGUGAAAGUUUAACGUUGUUUGUAACAUUAGAAGAAGAAUCGCAAUAGAAGGAUUGUUGUUUGUUUUUUUUUAAGGUUGGUUGUUUGUGGUUAGUUGACGCCGUGAGUCUUUGAAGCUCUGCUUUCUGUUAGGUUGGGCUAUCUUAGAUUUGUACAGAGCUUAGCUUACUACUACUACUACUACUACUACUUUUUGUCUUUUUUUUUAACUGUUGGUGACACAAUUAUUAAUAGGGUGUAAG
Lactuca saligna is the source of this 4268-nucleotide messenger RNA. The record is from the annotation of a GenBank genome assembly. Lineage: Eukaryota; Viridiplantae; Streptophyta; Magnoliopsida; Asterales; Asteraceae.